UUUAUCUCUCCCAUAGGGCUGUGGUUACAUGUCUUGCAAGAUUGUACGAAAUGUUGAAAGAUGUUCUUCAUAAUGAAGAAAGCCUAUGGGCGAAGACACAAAAAACGGACACAACAACUGCUCAGCUCGCCUGCAUCUAUGCUAUUUCUACAAAGAUAUUCCGUUCUCUUUAGUUGUUAUUUGGUGCAUACGCCGUGUUCUUUGCAAACAGACGUUGUCGAUCGCGUGUAAAAAAUUUUCGUGUUCUGACAUAUUUAGGAGUAUCGUUUUUUAUAUAUGCACAAGACUGAGACGAGUGAAAUAACAUUGCUCGCAUGAUGCUGCAAGCAUUUUGGAUGCACACAGGCUGGAACUUCAGCUUCAGAAUCCCAAGGGGAUCGACUUCGGAUUCAGCUCGAAUUUCUGCCAUUUGACAUGAUCACAACGUAAAUCUCCAGUUUUGUUCAUCAAAAGACAGGCAAAUUAGUCCUUUUAUUGAGAAAAGUUUGCGGUUGACGUGCAGUUCAAACCGGUGCUGUUGCACGAGCUUGGGUAAAUGCUGCCCAGUGCAGAAUCUGGGAAAGAACAUUUCGGAGUUGUCGUACGUUGUACGUGUUGUAGUAUGCUGCUGCUUAUAUGAAACGAGCUAUAGUUCCCUCGAAGAAAGAAGAAAGUUCAUGAAAAGGUUUUUGACGGAAUAAACGCGGGAAAAAAAUGUACCAAGGUAACACGGAGGAUCCGUGCGACGUCGAUGACUUCAAUCCAGAUCUGUACCUGGACAAGUUGCUCAAGGAAUGCUCACUAACAGAACUGAUGGACAGAGAACAUGAGAUGUACAAACAAAUUCAGGCCUUGGACAGCGAAAUGCAGACCCUGGUCUACGAGAACUACAACAAGUUCAUCAGCGCCACAGACACCAUACGCAAGAUGAAGAAAGACUUGAAGAAGAUGGAAGAGGAGAUGGACGGUCUGGCAACCAACAUGGCCAGCAUCAGCCAGUUCAGCGGCCAGAUAUCGGGGACGUUGCAGGGCAGACGGGAACAUAUGGCCCGUCUCUCGGGGACGCACACGCUGCUCAAGAAGCUGCAGUUGCUCUUCCAGCUUCCUCCGCGGCUUAAGGCAUGCAUGGAGAGGCAGGCUUACGGCCAGGCUGUCAAGUACUACACCCGGGCUGAGGCUAUCUUGCACCAGUACCACGACAUGCCCUCCUUUCAUGGAAUCCAUCAUGACUGCAACCUCAUUGUGACGCAGCUCAAGGAGAGGCUCAAAGAACAGCUCAAUUCCCCGGGGGUGACACCCAGGGAACUGGCCCACUUGGUGCAACUGCUCUUCGAGUUGCAAGAACCCACAGAGGCUCUCUGUGCCGACUACCUGCUCAAUGCUGGAAAGUCACUGGAAGCAGACCUCGAGGUCCUGCAGCAGGUGACCCUGCAAGAAGACAUCCUCCAGUUCAUGGACCUGGCCUGCAACCGUUUUGUCCGGGGCCUCUGCAACGUCACCGAGGCCUACCUGAAUCUCUUUGUCAACCAGUUGCCCGUAGUAGAAUCCUGGGUUGUGCGUCACAAGUUGGAGUCAUUUGUUGAGACCUUGAUGCGGCGCUACCUGGCCGUAGUGGCGCAGAGACUAGCCACGGAGAAAUGCUGCUCCGACAACAGCAUCUUGGUGAAGGCCCUGGACCGCUUCUGUCAGAGACUCGAAGGGGUUGCCGGGGGCGCAUACGUGGAGCCGGCACUGCACAUUGCCAGGGAAGCUGUGCGUGGCCGCUGCAGUCAUGCCCUGCAGGCCCUGUGCCAAUUCUUUAGCCAGCAUCUAACCGACGUGCGGCAAGACGUGGCCCUGCGCAAAGAUAACCUGGCCCAGCUGCACGGAGGACUACGUUCGGCGGUGCUCGAGCAAGUUGGCCAAGUGCUCGCGGGCCUGCAGGCAUUUGUGCAAGCGGACGUAAGUUUUGCUCAGGAAGAUUGCUUCCGGGAACCCUUCUGUCUGGACGUUCGUGAAAGGGUGGUUGUUGCAUUUGUUCGUCACAUCAAUCAGAGUGCGCUGGAGUUUUGUGGCCAACCGAGUGGGCUGUUGUUGCUGCUAUUGUCACGUCUAAGUCUGGACAUGAAAACUAGCAUGGUCAAUCAGAUGCUGGAAAUGGUCGACGAGCACUUUCCGAUUGCGAUAACUCCGGCGAGCACUCUGGUGGAAGAUAGUGGCCAGGUGGCGCAGACCCUUCUCGAUGACUUUGUCAGAGCGCAGGGCCUCAUCAUAUCCCAGAUGCUCCGCAAGAGCGUUGAGACUCGGGACUGGCUUCACACUUUAGAGCCUCGGACAGUGAGAGCCGUCAUGAAGCGGGUUGUGGAAGACGUAACGGUGGUGGAUAUGGCUGUCGGCCAGCUCUACGAGGAAGGGACCCGAAAGCAGCGCAGCAGCGAUUCGAGUCGCCGGACGUACCCUUACAGUGCCUCGGGACGAGCGGCUCGCGGGGGUCGCUGGGCCAGCGUCGACCACAGCUUGCUUAGCAACAUCCAGAAACUUUUCUUGGAAAAAAUUGAUAUCUUUACCACGGUGGACUUCUCCAGGGUUUCCGUCAUGACCGGAAUCAUCAAGAUUGGUCUCAAGACCUACUUGGAGUGCAUACGUCUCAAGACCUUUAGCCGCUUUGGUUUACAGCAAGUGCAGGUGGACACGCACUACCUGCAGCUCUACCUCUGGAGGUUCGUCAGUGACGAAAACCUUGUGCACGUGCUGUUGGAUGAAAUAAUGGGCAGCGCCAUUCAUCGUUGCCUAGAUCCUGUGCUCAUGGAGCCGAGUGUCGUGGAGGUGAUCUGCGAACGAGGAUAAAAACACGCAGGACAUAAUAAACGGUGUUUGAAUUUUU
Molecule: messenger RNA, 2842 nt
Organism: Ornithodoros turicata
Lineage: Eukaryota; Metazoa; Arthropoda; Arachnida; Ixodida; Argasidae
Gene: Vps51
Product: vacuolar protein sorting-associated protein 51 homolog
Exons: 14
Coding region: 694-2805 (703 amino acids)
Biological process (GO): endocytic recycling; Golgi vesicle transport; retrograde transport, endosome to Golgi
Cellular component (GO): GARP complex; EARP complex; membrane
Source: RefSeq, a predicted model, not a curated record